Molecule: messenger RNA, 530 nt
Organism: Dunckerocampus dactyliophorus (ringed pipefish)
Lineage: Eukaryota; Metazoa; Chordata; Actinopteri; Syngnathiformes; Syngnathidae
Product: dynein axonemal heavy chain 17-like
Exons: 3
Coding region: 57-527 (156 amino acids)
Source: RefSeq, a predicted model, not a curated record
GCGUCCGUCUGCAGUUUCAGUUGGAGCAGGUGGUCCUAGCAGGGGGACGUGGCAAGAUGUGGACCGGCGCCGUGGAGGAAGUAUACCAGGACUUCCUGAAACAGCUUCACCUUCUGACUGACUGUCAGUACGACGCCAGCGAGCCCACAGAUCAGAGCUUCCCACUGCAAGCCUGCUCCUUCCAGGACCACGUGCUGGAUCUGGAAGCCAGGCUGGUGUCCAUCAUCAGAGGAACUCUGGAGGACUGCUGCGUGUCGUCGUCUGCAGUCAAGAUACUUAACAUGUUCGGCCCAGUACUGGAGCGUCCUCUGAUCCAGGAGCAGCUGCGUCCUCAGCUUGUCCGGCUGGUGGACAUGGUCAUGACAGAACUUGACCAGGUGGAAGCACUGGUCCAAAGAAAGAGUUUGACGACUGAAGUGUUGUCCAAAUUCAGGGCCAGUCCGUCCGCCACCCUUAGGUGGACUCAACAACUCCUGCUGAGGGCUCACAGUGUUUUCCUGAGCUUCCAGACGGUCCAAUAUCUGUAAGCG